Messenger RNA from Calliphora vicina (urban bluebottle blowfly), 1146 nucleotides. RefSeq lists its product as uncharacterized. The record is from RefSeq and is a predicted model, not a curated record. The transcript has a single exon. Bases 1 to 1146 code for a protein of 381 amino acids. Lineage: Eukaryota; Metazoa; Arthropoda; Insecta; Diptera; Calliphoridae.
AUGCUCAAAAGAAAACUAUCACCCGUAAUAUAUAAAAAAUCCAAACAUUUUAAAAAGUUUAUAGAAAAAACUAAACAAAAACUAUUGAGGCCAACUGACAAUCACACAGACAAUAAAAUAUCACUAACAACUCGAGUGACAAAUGAUGAGUGCAAUAAUAUAAGCGAAGAGCUUCAAAUGUAUGAUAAUAAUGGUUGUGAUUAUUUCAAAGUGAUGAAUACUAAAGAGGCCACAAUGUCAACUACAUGUGAUAACAACGAUGAUGAGGUUGCUGAUGAUGAUGAUGUUUUUGCUGACGACAAUAAACAAAGUGUUGCAAGUAGUUGUUAUGCCUCAAUUCCAACUGAUAAUGGCAGUGACAAAGUUGAGGCAGUUGAUGAUGAUGGUGCCAGUGAUUGUUGUGAUGAUAGCAAUAAUCACUCUAACAACAACGGAAAUAAUAAAAGGAGUUUACAUAUAAAUGACAACAAUACCAAUGUGGCCUCAAAUGAAAAUAAACAGAGUAACAAACAAAUUCUUAACAAAGAUUCUAAAGAAAAAGCAGCAACAACGUUGUUAAUAAGAGGAACAAACAAGAAUCAUCAUAAACUUUCCAAUAAAACCAAUGACACUGAUGGUAACCAUGAUGUUGUUACUAAGGAUGAUGAUGACGAGGACUACAAACAUGACGAAGACAACAAUGAUGUUGUUGACAACAACUGUAACGUUGACAAUGUUAAAUACAAUAAACAUCAUAAAACUUCUGCAACUCAACAACAACAACAGCAAAUAACAACAGUCACACAUGAGUCUUCAGUACAACCAUCAUCAUACAUGCCACUCCAAAUAAAACAAGAACGUUUGGACGACUCAUUUCCUUCCAUACUUUCAACAACUUCAUCUACUCCGGCUAAUACAUCUUCUUCUUCUUCAACGUCAACUGUAUCGUUGUUGUCAUUUGAAAAUUGUGAACAUCAUAAAAUCAAAAACUGUGAAAUUCAUCAGCAGCCACAAUCAUCAGCACAUGGUCACAUGGAUAUUCAAAAUUCCAUUGUACAGCAACUGGGCACUUUUGUCUCAAACUAUAGAGUGGGGGGAGUAAAUUAUGGUCGAAAUUCAACUGGUUGUAGCAGAGAAUCAACAACAACUUCAUUGUCCAAGUGGUAA